AUCAAACGCGUCUCUGUAUUUUUGUACAACUAUGCAAAGCAAAAAGAGACAAGGAUAGGAAGCGGUAGGCUACAGUAUUUUCUUGAUCAACGAAAGGUAAUUCGGAACGUCAGUACGUACACCUUUUAACAGUUCAUCUACUCUCCGUUAAUGGCAGUCCGACACCAAGCAUACAAUCUCCCAGUAGCCUCGGCUGAAAACCAGAAGGCUCCGUAGGCCCCUCCUCCGAGGCUGCAGCGAGGCGAACCCCGCCCCCUCCGGAUCAGCCGCGUCGGGCUGCCGUAGAGAGAGAGAGCGCCGCUGCGUCUCCCUGCGAGUUCCAGAGCCGACGCCCAGGGGUGGAGCCAGCCCCACCGUCCCCACGGUGUGACCCCAAUCAGCUAAAACUAAGACGCAGACAUGGGGAAGCAGAACAGCAAGCUCCGCCCAGAGAUGGUGCAGGACCUGGUGGACAACACUGACUUCACCGAGCACGAGAUCCAGGAGUGGUACAAGGGCUUCCUGCGGGACUGCCCCAGCGGGGCCCUCUCCCUGGAGGAGUUCAAGAAGAUCUACGGGAACUUCUUCCCGUACGGCGACGCCUCCAAGUUCGCCGAGCACGUCUUCCGCACCUUCGACGCCAACGGCGACGGGACGAUAGACUUCCGGGAGUUCAUCGUCGCGCUGAGCGUCACCUCGCGCGGCCGGCUCGACCAGAAGCUCAAGUGGGCCUUCAGCAUGUACGACCUGGAUGGCAACGGCUACAUCAGCAAGUCCGAGAUGCUGGAGAUCGUGCAGGCUAUCUAUAAGAUGGUGUCCUCGGUGAUGAAGAUGCCGGAGGACGAGUCCACGCCCGAGAAGAGAACUGACAAGAUCUUCCGGCAAAUGGACACCAACCGUGACGGGAAGUUGUCCCUGGAGGAGUUUGUGGAGGGAGCGAAGAACGACCCGUCCAUCGUGCGCCUGCUGCAGUGCGACCCGAGCAGCGCCGGCCAGUUCUAACGCUCGGCUUCCGGACGCGUCUGAGAUCGCGCUUUUAUUUAUUUAUAAAUCUUUCAUUUCUUUGAUUCUUGCUUAUUGAUUCUUAAUCUGACCCCAUAGUGAGCUAGCGCAGGGUCUCAGGGGCCUGCGUGCAGACAAGGUACUGGAGUAGCAGAGCUGGCUGCUGAGUGAGGGGCACACACACACGCACACACACACACACACACACACACACACACACACACUCCCACACACACACACACACACACACACACGCACACACACACUCACACACAUGCAUGUAUGCACCACGCUCAGCCCUGGCCUCACGCUGGCAGAGUCGAAACGUAGAGAUCACAUCCAGUGUUACGGACACUCUAAAAGGAGACAAAAAUGUGAAGCAGAAACGACCCCCCCCCCCCCCCCAUUUUAAUCACCACUGUAGAGGGACGUUUUCCGUGCCCCCCCCAGAACUGGACAUGCAGAAACGGGGUGAAGGCUGGCACUUCCUAGCACUCCCUCACAGAUUUAAGGCCCUUGCGCUGAAAUGAUGUCACAGGAAGUGGAGUUGGCUGACCUCUGACCUCUCGGCUGUGAAGAAGACCAAUGGGAAGCUCGUGUGGUUGGUGGGCACGGACAGAAUGCAAAAUGGAGUAGGUUUCUCAGCUCUUUAUUCCUUAGAGAAAGCGCAAGCUGAGAACGUACAGGAUGUGUUUUUUUUUUUUUUACGGUACAGUCAUUUUGGGGGGUGGAUUUGUCCUAUUCCUGGGCUACUAAACCUAAAUUAGGAUAAUGUAGUCUUACGUAUUUAAUCAGGGUUUUUGUUUCAUUUACUCAACCUGCUGUAUUAUGUUUGGUUUGCCGUCCAGCUCGACGUGUUCCCUCGAUGCUUCUUUAAGGUUGUGGCAACGUUAGCACGUUUCCACCAUUUUGUAAGAGUAUUAUGAGAUGCAGCGUGUCUAGUUGGGUGCUGAUUUCUUGUUUCAGUGGAAGUGAAGGCGGGGGAUUUCCGCAGGGUGCCGGUGUCUCUGUGAACCUCAGUGAGCACUGGGGGGCAAGGACAUUUUGGGGGGGUUGGGGGGGUUGGGGGGGGGGGGGGCAGGGUGGAAUCCCUUCACAGGACGUCCUCAUUGAAUAAUUAAAAAAUGAAGCGGUCACUCGUUAUUCUAAGGGCCUAUGUGUACAAUCAAAAGGCAUUGAAUUAAUAUGUCACUACUUAUUAAGUAUGGCGUACAUUUUAAUAAAACGGUUCACAGACAGGUAGGUAAGCCUGAAAUGGAGAAGUAAUAUGAUUUUCUUGCUGCUUGUGUGUUGCUGUAGUCAGGUCAGGACCUCACGUUAUUUAAGUGUAUUUAACACUUUGAGGGCCUGGGUUGCUAAGACCUUCAGCAUGUGCGAAGCCUUUUAGCCCAUGGAAAACCAAUAACAUGACCCGUGAUUGGUCAGGGUAUUCGUUCUGCACCAAAUCGUUGGUUGCGUUACUAGUUGUCCGUGUGAUAAAAGCUUUUGCACGCGCUGAAGGUCUCGGUAAAUCAGGCCAUAAGGAUCAAUGUGAAAACGUGAGAUGAAUUCAGAAUAAAAUAAAAGUAGCUUCUGCUUUGACAUGGCAAUUUCUCUCCAGAUGUUUUAAAUGGCAAAAGACAUUGAAUUUCAUGUCAGCACAUCCAUCUUCUUGACUCAAUUGGUCUGUAUAAAUGGGAAGAGUCCGCACACUGAAUAUGCUCCCCGGUGUCAUAAAUUUAUUGACACCAAAAAAAAAAAGAAAAAGAAGUGAUGUUUUGUUGUUAAUAAAUUUAUUGCACUGGGAGAACCUUUUCAGUCUUCUGUUCUGUACAGCACCUGUCUGAGUUUUUGGAUGUGCAUGUAUUUUUUGUUAUCUAUCGCUUUAUUUUUGUCUGAAACAUUUGCAUUUUGAGACGAGUUAUGUCGAUGUGGAAAUGUACAAUGUCCUUAGGGAGAGUUUGUCCUGGCUUCACAUUCGUGGCGGAUUGGCACAAUGCACUUACCCAUUUAAAUUGACAUGAACAAAUUUGAAGAUACCAGAAAAACGUUUAAAGCAAUUGUUUCUAACUUACACUUAAGUUAGAGCUUUACCUUCUUACUACCUGCUCACUGUCCGCUUGUCAGUGACUUAAUAAAUAAGUCUUAACAUGUCAUUUGAGUGUACACAGACCCUUUAAGUGUGACCAAUAGUAAUACAACGGAACUCGAGUGUUUUGGAAAAUCGAAACGCAUUUGUGCGGUGUUCUCUGCCACAGCAUGCUCUGCAAAGCGCGUGCGCACGCACAAAAACAUCCUCCAGGCUGUUGUGCGCAUAUCUCACACGCGGAGAAAGAGAGAGAGAGA
Molecule: messenger RNA, 3306 nt
Organism: Anguilla rostrata (American eel)
Lineage: Eukaryota; Metazoa; Chordata; Actinopteri; Anguilliformes; Anguillidae
Gene: ncaldb
Product: neurocalcin delta b
Exons: 5
Coding region: 400-981 (193 amino acids)
Biological process (GO): calcium-mediated signaling
Molecular function (GO): calcium ion binding; actin binding; tubulin binding
Source: RefSeq, a predicted model, not a curated record